ACAUACACCCCCGUCCAACUACCCAAAUAUAAAUAAUAAUGUUUCCUAGGUUUUAUUGCUUUGAUUGUUAUGAAACUGGAAAGUGGUCGUAAUGUAUCUGUCCAGGUUUGGAUAAUCGCUGAUAAAGUGCCAGGUUAUCCAUCAGAGAGCUCAGGAACGGUGUGCCACAGACUGGGAGUGAAGCCCAUGCAGUCCAAAGGCCUCAGCUGGGACUUUGGCAUUGGGGGUAGAUGGGAGCACCUGUCUGUGAGAGGGAACUCUAUAGAGGCCCAGCGUAUGGCACCUCGCAGUCCAAUGCCCAGCCGCACACAGAGUCAGGUGAACGGGAAUGUUGUGGGCUGCUAGAUAUAGUGCCCACCUACCACCAUCAUCAUCACCACCUUCAUCAUGCUUUACGGCAUUUCCCAGUUUGCUGUUCUUUACACCCUUCCUGUCUCUGUGUCCUGUGCCCUUCCAACCAAAUGUGAUUAUUUAUUUUUGAUUCCACUUGCCUGAACAACAAACAUCACUUUUCUGGGUGUGACGUUUGAUUACUGUAUGUGUAUGAUUUGAAUCACCCGAUCCACUAAUGUCUCUUUGUUUUAAGCAUGUUAUGUUAUUUCUUGUUGCUGUAUUUGUUUCUGUAAUGAGUAGAAGACCAUUUUAUGUUAUUGGUUUGAUUAUAUUAUUCGAAAAUGAUUUUAUUUCAGUCCGCUUGCAUUGUCAGAGACACAACUUUCCUACUGUGAUCUAACCACUGACAUGCUGGGGGGGUUUUUUCCCAAUAAAGAUCUGUUAAAAAGCACCAGCUUGUUUUCAUUUGUGAGUUUAAGAAAAUAUAUUUCUAUGAAUUUCUGCGG
Molecule: messenger RNA, 839 nt
Organism: Sinocyclocheilus rhinocerous
Lineage: Eukaryota; Metazoa; Chordata; Actinopteri; Cypriniformes; Cyprinidae
Product: tectonin beta-propeller repeat-containing protein 1-like
Exons: 2
Coding region: 70-345 (91 amino acids)
Source: RefSeq, a predicted model, not a curated record